AUGAACCAUCAACUGAACGAUGACAACGACGACCAAGAUGAUGAUGACAAGGACAAUGAUGUUGAUGAUUAUGCUGAGGAGUUUGGGAUAAGAAGGGAAGAGACACCAAACAUUGCUUUGACAUCACUUUUGCUAAUAACAUUCCCUCAGCAAAACCCUACAGUCAUGACAGCAAAUAACUGCCAUUAUUUUCAUGUGCCAAAAAGUUAGAA
Enterobius vermicularis (human pinworm) is the source of this 212-nucleotide messenger RNA. The record is from the annotation of a GenBank genome assembly. Lineage: Eukaryota; Metazoa; Nematoda; Chromadorea; Rhabditida; Oxyuridae.